GAGAGGCCUCCGAGGACAAAUGCCACGACGAGAAACUCGCCAAGGUGCAGCACUACCGUGCAAAGCUGGCCGAGCUCAGGAAACUCGCCGAGGACCCGUUCCUGGAGGAAUCACUGCAGCCGCAGGUGGCACAGCUCGAGGACAAGCUCGCCGCCGAGCAGGCAUCAUUGGAGAUGGGAGUGCCGCGCUGCUUCACCGAAUGCAGAGUGGUACGAGACAGGAACAGGGUCGCGGAGCAGAAGAACAAGUGCCAGCAGAGGAUCGACGCGCUCCAGGAGCAGAGGGACGCGCUCGACGAGAAGCUUGCCGACGAGAAGAGCAAGCUGGGCAAGUUCGACAGCAAGCUCGAGACCCUGGACAAGAAGAUCAAGGCGGAGCGCUGCCUCGGCGACGACGGGGGCGAGAAGCGGGAGCAGCUUGUCGCCGCCGCCGCCCACGCCAAGGAGCAGAAGGCACAGGAAGAGGAGCGGGCCAAGCAGCACGCCGAGCGCCUCCAGCAUAAGGCCAGGGCGGAGCAGGCCCGCGCAGCCAAGGAGCGGGCUGGCAGCGCCGACAACCGCAAGCGCAGCUGCCCCGAGAGCCCCAUCAAGGAGGACCUCCUUGAAAUCCCCGCGGGCGCCAGCGAGCAGGACAUCUGCAAGGCGCUCGUCGACGUGGGGGUCACGCCCGACCAGGCUGGCAAGGUGGUUGCUCCUCUUAAGCUGCUGGUGGGCGAGCUGCAGACUGGCCACGGGCGACUCGCCGCGUACACGGUCAACGCCAACACGGUGAGGUCGCAGGAGCGAGUGAUGAAGCAGAUCAGGGACAGCAACCAGGACGCCAUCGUCCUGGGCCAGGAGCUGCAGGCCAGCGGCACGCAGCUCGAACUUCUCCAGACCCGCAUGCGCAGAGAGGGCUGGAACAUCGGUGUAGUGAGCAGCGUGAAGACCACAGCUGGUCACAGCGCUGGAGUUUUGAUAGCGACGCCACGGAGUAGGGGCAUGGACUUCGUGCGCAGGGAGACCAACCAGUGGGACAUCAGCCCGCGAGAGUCCAAGGGGAGACUCACAGUAGCCUGGGUCGACGCCUACAGCAAUGGCCUCACGCAGAGAAACCAGCGCAUCCUGGCCGAAUGGGGCGCCGCCAUGAAUGUGAUCCAGAAGGAGUGGAUCCUCGAUGGCGACUUCAACAUGGACCCAGCGCCGCUGGGGCAGUCCGAGAUCGUCCGCAAGAUGAACGGCGUCAUCGUGCGAGACACUCAGCAGGGCAGCUGCCUGAAGCAGGAUGGCACGAGGAGCACGCGUGGCUACGUCAUCGUCUCGCGCGGCUUGGCUGCACACACGCUCAAGGUAGAGGUCCAAGAAGGAUGCAACAUGUCGCCGCACUUGCCCGCCAGGAGGAGGGUCCCAGUGCACCAGCAGAGCGACUACAUGACGAACGUGCUGUGCAAGCGGACGCCAUGGCCGCUGACGCGGCCAACGGGCUGCCCCUCGCAGCCAGUGCGAUGGCUCAGGCCGCUCGCACACAAGAAGUACACUCAGAGCCAGAUCGACGGCCACUGGAGCGAGCUCGGCGAGGCCUACGAGAAGCACCUCCACAGGUACCACAGCUUCGAGGGCGACGACUGGAGCAAGCGACAGGGCCACCUCGAGAUGGCCAACUACAAGCAGAAGCCGCGCAGGCCCAUGCCCUGCACCGCGGCACAGGAGCAGCUACUCAGCCACGACAUCGUCAUGCCACUGUGCGCGGAACGGGCACCUGGGCAGACGACCGAGGCAGGCUACGACACGGACGAGGAGGACGGGCUGCUGGAGUCUGAGGACGCCCCUCGGGAGGAGGCGGAAGGGGUACAGGACCGCUUCGCGGUCAGAGCGCCUCCCACCGAGGGCCAGCAGGAGGUACUGGAAGAUGGUGCACCGAGCGGCCGCAGCGCAAUGGCGGCAGUGGGUCACCACGCAGCAGAGGGCGCGGAGGGCAAGACAGUCACCAUGGCCUCGACCACCGCGCUGCAGGACUGCCUCGCCAAGAGAGUGCACCCGCUCGGCAUCAGGAUGGUGAGGCACGCCGACCACCUCGGCGUCACCACCGCGGCCGACAGGAGGAGACGAGUUAGCGCCUUCAGCAAGAGGGCCAGCAAGUACGCAGCGCGGCGUGAUCGCAUCGCCCGCAUACGCCGAGCAGGGGGACCUGCGCAGGCGUUCAUCAGACAGGGGAAGGUGCCGUCGGCGAUGUACGGGGUGCAUGUCGUGGGCAUGCCCAACUCCACCCUUGCGUCCCUGCGACAGAGCGUGGCGACCUCAUUCAGGAGUUACACCAUGGGGAGAUCGUCGCCGCUCACGCUGCUCGCGCAGGGCGCCGACCCCGCCAUCCGCGCCAACACGGAGCCACUGGUCAGCUGGGCCAUGGCGUGGCAGGAGGAAGCCAACCAGGACGGCCUCCAGGCGCAGCUCCAGAGUGAGUGGGAGAAGUGGGUAAUACGUGUGGGGCAAGCCAGAGCCCCAUGGCAGAAGGUGCGAGGGCCCGCAGGGGCCGUCAUCGCCACGGUGCAGAGGCUGGGCUGGAAGACGCUCGCGGCCCACAGCAUCACCAUCGGCGACGAGCACUUAGACCUCAGGACGCUGCCGCUCAGACACCUGAGGCAGCGCAUCAGCACGGCCACAGAGAACGGCCUCAUGAGCGACUGGCUGCGCACACACGGCGAGAAGCACGGCCUGGACAGCCUCUUCGUGGAGCCCGUCGCCGCGUUGCUCAAGAGGCCGCUGAACAAGAAGUGGACUCUGGAGCACCAGACACGGGUGCGCAACCUGUGGUGCGGCGGCACCUGGCCGCAGCGGCGGCUCUUCGACAAGGGUGUCGCAGAGGACAGCAUAUGCAAGGCCUGCCACGAGCACGAAGGGACGGACCGCCACAGGACGUUCGUGAGCUCAGCCAGGCAGGAUCACCGACGACGAGUGGGAGGGCACCACAUAUGCCAGCGUGGUGCCAUGACGUGGCCUGGAGCGACGGAGAAGCAGCGCGCGACCUCCGAGGCGCUCUGGGGCAGAGGGCUCGCAGCGGACCCAGCGCUGGAGUAUGACCUCGGGAGCCUGCCCUCCUCAUCCACAUGCGAGGUGGAGGGCACCUUCGACGGCCUCGGGCACGGGGACAUCUACACAGACGGCUGGGCCGUCGUGAAGCUCGACAGCGAGCGCAUGAUGGAGUUUGCGUUGUUCGGGCCACUGGAGGGAUCGCAGCACGACCAGUCGAUCUACAAGGACGAGCUGGCAGCGGUCCUCCAGGCCCUGAGGAGGGCGGUGCCUCCAGUGCGGGUCUACAGCGACCGCCAGUCGGUGAUCGACGGCGUCGCCAGAGGCCCCGAGCUGGCCGCCAGAGCUGACACGACCCACAAAGAG
This is a messenger RNA of Prorocentrum cordatum, 3371 nucleotides long. Lineage: Eukaryota; Dinophyceae; Prorocentrales; Prorocentraceae. The record is from the annotation of a GenBank genome assembly.